GACUACAUAGCGAGCACACGGUUGCUAGGGGUUGCAUAUGCAACUUGACGCUCCUCUGACAAUUGAAAAACUUUUGUUUCUGGACAAACAGAUCGGAUAUCACACCUGAUUACCUGAGUUUAAAGGUAGAUACGUCAUAUCCGAACCUUGUAAAGUUUGUGUUUCACGGUGUCAUCAGCCGCGCGGGCUUCGGACUGCAGAUGUCAGCAGAUUAACGGAGGAUUGGGAGGAGAAAGGCGGGUCAUCGAUCGGACUUUCACUGUGAGAAGAGGUCCAGUCUGGUUCUGGAUCUAGUUUGAUUGGUUUGUUAAGUUAAAUCCCAACGUGGAUUUGGGUCAAACUUCCAGUUUCCUACGUUUUAUCUGAGUCGUGAACUCAACACGCCGCUGCUCUGGUCUCCUUCAGGUUCGUGACUGACUCGAACCUGAACGUGAGCCAGCUUAGAAUGGACCGAACCUCGCCCUUCUCGGGGCUGCUGCUGCUCCUCGGAGCGCCAUGGCAGACGGCGUAGAAGAACCGGAACCUUCCGGUCCGGCAGCGGCGCGGGUCCGGCCCCCGCUGGCAGAGAAGGCUCUGUCCGAGUCGUUCGCGCGGCUGCGGUACCAGGACACGUCGCUGCUGGUCUGGCAGCAGCAGCAGAUGGAGGCGGCCCCGCCCUCCACCUACCUGAACCGGAGCCAGUCAGCCUGGUACAGCAGCUACGGGAACCAGGCGGUGCUGAUCCGAGACAAGAGGGGGGUGUCGGAACCGGAGGGACGCUCCAAGAUCUGCAGCGUCAUGUGAACGGGAUCAGGGCCGAAACGGGUCAAGCUCGGACCCGACGCGAGUUCCUGCGGAUUAAACCUGAUGACCACUGAAGAUGUCAACGCCUACAUAGACCACAAUGCACUGCUGCGACUGCAGUUCUCAGCAUGGCAGCUCAAGAUUCAGAAUGUUUACAACUGAUUUAUACUCUAAAUUUCUGUACAUACUUUUAUUUGUGUAAAUAAAAAAAAACAGUUGUUACAUUUUAUACUGUAAAUAUUACAUUUAUUGAUAGACAAGAAUAGUUAAAUAAAAAAAAUCAGUUUGAAAUUUUAAGAAAUUUUGAAAAGUAUUAGCUAAAAGAGAAAAAUAAUCAGAUUCUAUCAAAUGUGCUUUUACUAUCUAUUCGCUUUUUUUAUCUACAAGAACAAAAGUUUGUUUACAAGCUAACAGUAUUUCCUUACACAAAACAGGUCCAUUAGAGGAAA
Oryzias melastigma (Indian medaka) is the source of this 1232-nucleotide messenger RNA. RefSeq lists its product as uncharacterized. The transcript has a single exon. The record is from RefSeq and is a predicted model, not a curated record. NCBI's taxonomy places the organism in Eukaryota, Metazoa, Chordata, Actinopteri, Beloniformes, Adrianichthyidae. Bases 496 to 783 code for a protein of 95 amino acids.